Molecule: messenger RNA, 4926 nt
Organism: Trichobilharzia szidati
Lineage: Eukaryota; Metazoa; Platyhelminthes; Trematoda; Strigeidida; Schistosomatidae
Source: the annotation of a GenBank genome assembly
UUUGACUCUACUGCGGUACGUUGUAUGGGAAACGAAGGAUUCUGUUGCGAUGGGGGAUUUAGUAAAAUUUGUCCGGCAGCAGUUCUUUGACAACAACUGGACUAAAUCAGUUGAUUCAAAUUCUCUCAGUGAGGAAAAAUUGGAAUCUAUCGAUACCUCAUUCGCUCAUAUGGAUGUAAAGUCUAAAUUAUGUUUACUCUUAGCAUUCAGCAAUAUGAAGCAAAGCCCAGUCGAAAAGAUCAAUAAACACAUAGAAAGCAUAUUUCUUCAAGCCUUGGAUGAAGAAAAUAAUCUUGUUAAAGCUGUUGCUACAAUUUUGCACAGCAAACAAACUCUCAAUUACCUUAACUUUGAUAUUUCUCCAACAAAUGAAGCCUUUGGGAAGAACAUUGAUAAACUACUGAAGAGCGCGAAUAGCUGGAAUAUAGUAGAAACUCCUUUAUUAGCUGAAUACUUGGGUAGUAAUGUUCUCGAUACAUUUCUAAGUGUAAAAAAGAGUGAUUCAUCUGAAAAAGAGCCCAAUGAAUGUGGUUUCCGACGACGAGGAAAACUGGAAUCAGAACAUCUGAAAGAGACCUACCUUGAAAAACUAAAAGACGAGUGUCAACGAAGACGUGUUCACGUGCCAAUACCAGGUAGAAGUUUCGCUCGUCAAGAUGAAACAGAGGAGUUGAUCACUUCUGAAGAAGUCAACAAUUCAGGCAAUUCAACUAAUGUAUCACAAUCUGAUUCUACUUCAUCUAAGCGAAAAAGUACUUUCCCGCGUAUAUCUGAUCGUAAUUCUGCCAGACUAGAGUCUAAGCGAUCUCCAGUAUGGUCACGGAAUAAUUUAAAUAAAGUUGGGAAUAAUGGUGAAAAUAAGCCAAUGUCUAUCAGUGAUAGAAUCAACAAUAGGAGUUCUGCUAUGUCAGCAGUUAGGAAGCCUUCAGGAAUAAAACUGUUGGAAUUUGAUGAAUUACCUGCUUUCGGUCCGAAAGCUAAACAGCUACGUAAAGAAAAGGAACGUGAAGAAAGGUUAAAAUUGAAACAAGAGAAAGAAGAACGUGCACGUGAAAUGAAAGCUGCUCGUGAAGCUUCUAAACUUGCUCGCCAGUCUGAAAGACAAGCGCUUCUCGAGGCUCGUAAACAAAAUAUGCUCAAUUCAUCCUUAUGGUCAGUUAAUAAUCAUGAUGAAUUUUCAGAAAAUAUUAGAACUGGAGGAGGAAUACAAGGAGUUGGCGGUGGCGGGGCGGUGGCGGUGGUGGUGAUGGUAUGCCAGUAGUAUGUCGUACAUCAGAAUUCAUGAAUUUUAAUUCCACAUCUAUUUCUGCUGAAAACAGACAAUCUUUUACUGUUUUAUCGAAAAAUUUUGUUCAAAGUUCACAGCAAAGUGUUAGUAUGAGUAAUCGUGUACAGUACAAUUCUGGUAAUUUUGUCAAUUCUACAUCUAUGAUGAACUUGCAAAAUCGUCUUAUAUCUCCAAAAAUCAAUACUGACUUGAAACCUGUGAUUCAUCAUCCACUUUUGUCAGCCUCUGGUAAUUAUGUUGAAUAUGCAGAUGAUGAAGAAGAAGAAGACGAUGAUGAUGAUGACGAUUAUGAUAUGAUGCAGAAUGCUGAAUCUGGAACGUCAUGCGCAAUAGGAUUUACUAACAACUUAACAUUUCAGUGUUCUGUUCCUGCUGCUUCACAAGCUGGUGUCUACACCUUAAGUAGUAAUCAAUCAGAGUCAACUGACAAGCUGCCGGUCUCCAGUUUCCAACAGGCUCAGCAUGUUCAAUACCUUCCUUUCAGUAACCCUUCUGUAUCUCAUUCCUCUUCGAGUACUGUGUCUAUCGCACCGGCGCCUGUAAAUCAUAUCAGACUAAUUCGACCCAAUGUAUCGCAAUCAACUACUACUACAGGCGGGAUUAUCAAAGUUGUGAACGCGCCUUCAUCUGACACACCAGUUCGAAUAAUUUGUUUAAUGGAUCAAAAUACUUCUAAGCCUACACCGAAUGUUAUUAUGCAAUCGGGAAAUCCGUCGAAUACUGAUAAGUUAAACGAAAAUAUAGCUCAUGCGUCACAUGAAAAUCUUGCAAUGUCAUCAGAAUCACCAACGUAUCCUGUAUCUACAUCUGGUACGCAAAUGUUAUCACCUCAGAGAUUAGUAUCUAUCCCUUCUGAAUCGUCCCCAGUUAAAGUUAUCAAUAGUCCUGUCCAACCUAUACGUCCUCGUUCGGAUACUACAACUGGUUCAUUGGUGUGUAUUGCUCCUCGUCCACCGCGUAUAAUCCAGUUAACAUCAGCUAAUAGUAUGUUUGAAAAUACAGUCACUACUCAACCAAUUUUGAGUUCACCAGGUGCUGCUAAUCGAAUGUACCUAUCAACACCGGCGUAUCCUGCACAACAACAGCAGCAGCAGCAGCAACAACAACAACAACAAGUAGCAUCUGUUGGUGUCAUAAGACCAUCGAACUCUACAAUUGUAAUUGAUGGAAGACCUAUAGUAUUUGCGUCGCCUGCAACUCGUUUAACAUCACCACCAGCUGUUCCAGCUUUACGACCUCAACCAGUCCAACGGAUUAGUGUGGUAGCGUCGAGACCAACAGUACAAUCACCAACGAAUCAAACCUAUGUCCAAAUAUUACCACGGCCUACAGUGACUACAACUCAAGCCAGACCAACCAGUGUAGCUGUAUUGAAACCAUUGAAUCCAAGCAAAGUUCCUAUGGAUUCCACAGAUUUGACAUCAUCAUCGUCAACAUCAUCAUCAUCAUCAACGCAAAUUACUCCUACCACCCGUCAAGUUAUAGUAUCGAAUGCCUAUAACAACAUUAUUAAUAAUAAUAACAAUAAUGUAUCAAAUCCAUGUACCAUAGCUCCUGCAUCUAUUAUAACCAGUCUUUCAAAUUAUAAUUCAAAUCAACUUACUUCAGGUGUUAUAGUUUCACACGGAGGAGGAGCAGGAGUAGGAGGAGGAGGAGGAGGAGACGUUGUACAAUCUUCUCAACCGCCUUCAACGCCUAUUGUUACUGGUAAUAUUGUCGUCAGUAGUAGUACUAGCAGUACUAGUACUAGUGGUAGUGCUUCUACUACAAACUUAUCAUCUGUCAAAAUUCAAGAUGAUUUGUGCUUAACUGAAUCACAAUUGAGUGUUGUUCAAAGCUUAUUUCAAGAUGCAAAUCGUGUUACCCGACCUGAAAAAGCGAUGAUUAUUUCCUUCAUUGCUGGUUCACGAGACAAUCCACGUCCAGAAACUGGUCAAAUAACUCGUAUCCGUCUUAGUGAAUAUCGCGAACGUGUUCUCAACCAGAGUACUGGCCAGCUAAUGGAUUUAGCUGUAGACACUUAUCUAACUAUGGAUUAUUCAACUGGAAAGUAUGAAAAAGUCAAGUGUUAUCGUACUGAUACACCUGAAAAUCUUGUAAAUCUACCACCUGUUCAAAGUAAUGCCAAAGAUACAACCGCUUCAGGGUUUAUUGGCCCUUUAACACAAGCUGAAUAUGAACAACUUUAUCCGCGUAAUGAUAAACCUGACCUUCUGGCUGAAGUAGCCGCAGAAGAAAAUGAAUGGGUAGAAUUUGAACGUUUAGAUGAAAAAGAAGCUGUUCAAGCAGGCACAGCAGCUUGGGCUCCAUUGAAACCACCAUUCAUCGAUGCACAUUUCUCUAUUUGGUCGUUAUCAGAAUCAAUAAGUGCAAGUCAAUUAUAUCUGGGUGGAAAGUUACCGCCCCCGGUAACAGCUGAUUGGGGAAAGAUAUUACGACAAGAUUAUACAGCAGAUGAUUAUGAAGAAGAAAUUGAAUAUAUGCGUGCACGAGCUGAAAAUGAAUUGAAAUAUGAAAUUGGUGAAUUGUCACCUGUACGAUAUGCAAUUCAUGUUCAGGUUGCUUCAACAUAUUCUGAAAGUCUAAUGAUUUCUUCACUAGCUGAAGACUAUUACUGUAUAGCAGGUUAUGUUGGUUGGUGUGACUUGUCGGAUCCAAGUCUUUCGGAUCAUAUUCAACAAAUGAGUAAUGAUCCAUUGCUUGUCGGUUUACGUUAUGAUGUCAGUGAAAUGGAUGGUGAAUACAUAUUAGAUUCAAUGGUUGAUAGUAAUUUCGCGGCGAUUGAACAUCAACAACUUGUAUUCGAUUUAGCUGUUGGACCACAUCAGCUAAGACAUGCAUGUCAUUUAGCCUAUCGUCAUCCAAAGUUAAAACUAGUACUCAAUCAUUGUGGAUUACCUGUAGAAUUUACUGCAAGCAGACCAGAGGAAAAUUUAGCAUGGAAAAACUGGCGCUCUGAUCUGGAACUACUCAGUCGAUAUCCAAAUGUCUAUUGUAAAGUGACUGGUGCCACUGGUCGUAUACAAAAAUCUUCAACAACAUCAUCAUCACCUAAUGAUGACACGUCAGACGCUUACAGUAUUGAUCACUGGUGUGCCAGUUCAGCGUUAUCGCAUGCAAUCAGUUGUUUUGGCCCUGAUCGUUGUUUGUUCGGUUCAGGUUGGCCUGUCUGUCGACUGUUCAAGCCAAGUCAAACUGGUUGGCCAGAACAGGCAUCCGCUUCUGAUCUACACACCUACGAUAUACCUGGUGAGUUGGCGGCUAAACGGUCAAGACGAUCAGUUCCAUUGAAAGUUCUCAAUCUAUGGGAGACCGCUAGGCUAGUGGAGCAUGCAAUGGGUGAUGCUGGUUACGGUUCAGUUGAGGAUAAGGAGAAAAUAUUUUCUAAAAAUGCACAGAAGGUUUAUAGUCUGUCAAUUCGACCGUAUGGUUCGUGUUCAGAAUACAAGCCUAAAGAAUAAAAGCAGAUUGUAUGCAUAUAUACUGACAAAAUUGAAUUAUAUGAUAACUUUCGUGUACAAAGUGUAUAUUUUGACCACGGUGCAUUUUUUUCUUAGAGCUGCUAUUUGAGCAUGUUGAUUUUGUUGAUCUUCGCGAAAAUUAUUAUUCCAUUCAAUGUGUACAUACCCUUUUUGUAU